AUGUCCAACGUCAACACCGGCAAGAAGACCCGCUCGGCCAUCGCCGAUGUGGUGUCCCGCGAGUACACCAUCAACCUCCACAAGCGUUGCCACGGUGUCAGCUUCAAGAAGCGUGCUCCUCGUGCCAUCAAGGAGAUCCGCGCCUUUGCCGAGCAGGCCAUGGGCACCAAGGACGUCCGCCUCGACCCCGCUCUGAACAAGAAGGUCUGGGAGGCCGGUAUCAAGGGCGUUCCCUUCCGUCUCCGUGUCCGCAUCUCCCGCAAGCGUAACGACGAGGAGGGUGCCAAGGAGCGUCUGUACUCCCACGUCCAGGCUGUCAACGUCAAGAACCCCAAGGGUCUGCACACCGCUACCGUCGAUGACGCGUAA
Molecule: messenger RNA, 369 nt
Organism: Penicillium macrosclerotiorum
Lineage: Eukaryota; Fungi; Ascomycota; Eurotiomycetes; Eurotiales; Aspergillaceae
Product: 60S ribosomal protein eL31
Exons: 3
Coding region: 1-369 (122 amino acids)
Biological process (GO): cytoplasmic translation
Cellular component (GO): ribosome; cytosolic large ribosomal subunit
Molecular function (GO): structural constituent of ribosome
Source: RefSeq, a predicted model, not a curated record